AUGGCGUCGCUUUCAACAGCUGUAAACAUUAUUUCCAAUCUUAGACAAUAUUUUGUAUAUGGAUCAUAUGUUGUACUUGCUGGUGGCAUGCUUGGCAAUAUUCUCAAUCUGAUCAUAUUUUCACAAUUGAAGCGUUUUCGAGAGAAUCGAUGGUCGUUCUAUUUCAUUGUCGAAUCAAUUGUAGGAUUAAUUUUCAUCGCAUCGAGCAUAAUUAAUACAACAGCACGUUUAAUCAUCGGAACCGAUUUUGAUCAAGUGUCGCUCGUCUGGUGUCGAUUGAGACUGAUCUUGAAUCAAGGACUGGGUUUGACAAUAUUUUUCAUAAUACCUUGUGCUGCUGUCGAUCAAUUUUUUUCGACAAGUUAUCUAUUUAAUUUAAGAAAUUUCUGUACACUGAAAUUAGUUCGAUCAUUAGUAAUCAUCACCAGCUGCCUCUGGUACGUUCAUAGUAUUACGUUUAGUUGUUUUCUCAACAUUCGAACAUCUGCUGGAUGUAUUAUCACAAAUGCAAAUGUAUCUCGUUACUCCAUUUAUUUCUUCUAUCCGAUUCUAUACGGUUCUAUUCAGAUUAUCAUUGCUUUUCUCUUCAGUUUAUUAGCGUUUCGUAAUGUUCGGCGUCUUGUUCGUCGGCAAAUUCCAAUUGAUCGCCGUCGAAUGGAUCAACAAAUGACAGCAAUGAUCUUAACGCGUGUCGCAUUUUUCAUUGUAUAUGCACUACCAUAUUCGAUCUAUCGUGUCUAUUCUAUUGGUGAAGUGCCUGAUCAGUCGAAGGCUUUACAAUACGCUAUUAUACAAUUAACUCUGCAGAUUUGUAUACUUUUGUUUACAAUGAACUUUUCUGCGAGCUUCUACAUUUUUAUCAUAACUUGUGCGCGAUAUCGAAAUCAGGCGAAGUAUGUUCUAGUGAAAAUAUGUUGGGCAAGAUUGAAACGUUGGACUUGCCAUCGAAAUAAUGGAAUUACCCCGUUGAACACACUGACGACAUCCUCAAAUGAUGAACUUGAUUAA
Adineta ricciae is the source of this 1008-nucleotide messenger RNA. The record is from the annotation of a GenBank genome assembly. NCBI's taxonomy places the organism in Eukaryota, Metazoa, Rotifera, Eurotatoria, Adinetida, Adinetidae.